Malurus melanocephalus (red-backed fairy wren) is the source of this 3188-nucleotide messenger RNA. It is a transcript of the gene BPNT1, whose product is annotated as 3'(2'), 5'-bisphosphate nucleotidase 1. The record is from RefSeq and is a predicted model, not a curated record. Gene Ontology annotation, molecular function: 3'(2'),5'-bisphosphate nucleotidase activity. The transcript has 9 exons. NCBI's taxonomy places the organism in Eukaryota, Metazoa, Chordata, Aves, Passeriformes, Maluridae. Bases 110 to 1033 code for a protein of 307 amino acids. Gene Ontology annotation, biological process: phosphatidylinositol phosphate biosynthetic process.
GGGCCAGCGCAGGGGCCCCGCCCGGAGCCGGAAGGGUUCGGGGCGCUCCCAGGCGCUUUGGAGGAGUGGAGAGUCCUGAAACAGCCGGCACGGAGGCCACGCACUCAGCAUGGCUUCUCCAGCUCUYCUCAUGCGUGURGUGGCCUCUGCAUAUUCUGUUGCGGAAAAAGCUGCCACAAUUGUCAGAAAUGUGAUGUCUGCAGGAGAUCUGGGCAUAGUGGAGAAGGCUGGACCCAAUGACUUGCAGACCAAAGCUGACCGACUGGUACAAAUGAGCAUUUGUGCUUCCCUGGCACGGAAGUUUCCCAAGGUGACAAUCAUAGGAGAAGAAGAACUGCCCACUGAAGAUGUAACUGAGGAUUUAAUUGAAGAUGGUCACUGUGAAGAAAUACUGAAGAAGCCUUGUCCUGCUCAGUACACAGGAAUUAAAGAGGAAGAGCUUGUAAUAUGGGUUGAUCCUUUGGAUGGAACCAAGGAAUACACUGAAGGUCUCCUUGACCAUGUGACGGUUCUUAUUGGAAUUGCCUAUGGAGGCAAAGCCAUAGCAGGAGUUAUUAACCAGCCAUAUUACAACUAUGAGGCAGGAGCCAAUGCUGUGUUGGGCAGGACAAUCUGGGGAGUCCUGGGCAUGGGUGCCUUUGGCUUUCAGCUCACAGAAGCACCUGCUGGCAAACACAUCAUCGUUACCACCCGCUCCCACAGCAAUGCCCUGGURAAUGAGUGCAUCACUGCCUUGAACCCAGACCAUGUCAUCAGAGUUGGAGGAGCAGGAAACAAGAUCAUUCAACUCAUAGAAGGCAAGGCRUCUGCUUAUGUAUUUGCCAGUCCUGGGUGCAAGAAGUGGGAUACGUGUGCACCUGAAGCUAUYCUACAUGCUGUGGGAGGCAAGAUAACUGAUAUCCGUGGAAAUUCAUUUCAGUAUAACAAGGAAGUGAAACACAUGAAUUCAGCUGGGGUCCUUGCCACUUUGAGAAAUUAUGACUACUAUGCCUGUCGUAUUCCCAACACUGUGAAAGAAUCUYUAGUGCCUUAAAGCAGAAAGAAUCUUCAUUGGACCUGGAAGGCUGAGAAGAUGAGCUUGGAGAAAAAGAAGGGAAGACGACCAAGCUUGAAAUUUUGUUUCAUAGAAUCUGAACUGAAUUCUUUCAGUGAGGUGUGCAAUAAUUUCAAAAUUAUACAGAAUCGCUGUGUUGGAUCAGGUUGUUUUGCAGYGUUGAGCAGACAUCAUCAAAACAAUCACAUUUCUUCAAUAGUUGUUUUCUGUAUUCUUUGGAAUUUUUCAUUCCUUGUGACUGUGAGUAAUAUUCUGCUAAUCAUAACACUGCAGAUUAAAAGUCAUCUCAAUAUUCUGGGCACAAAAUCAUGUUAAGUCAUAUACAUGAUCUUGCUCCAUGGUUUUUGUUGUAUGUGGUCARUACAGGUUAUUGUGUUAAAUACAAAUGGACUAAGGAUUUGCUUGGAUGGAUUUGCCCGUUUCUUAUAAAGUUGCCAAUUUUGAUUCUUAGAACAGCAUCUUUCAAUUUUUUUGGUCUGCAUUGAGUUUUGGGAUGGCCAAGACUGUUGUUUGUUGGCUUGUCUGAGUUUUGCAGGAGGCAGGACACAGUGCAGCUGGACCUGGAAAUCUCAAAUAAGGGUUCAUGGAUCACUGGAUUCAUUGAGGGUCAGUGAAGUGUUAAUUCAGCAGGGUUCAGGACAGCUCAGUUGAGGAGAACCCAAGGAACCAUGACAGGGACAGGCAAUCCUAGCACCUAAUGAUCUGAAAUGCCUUUGUCAGGGUCUGUAGCACUGCAGUCUUGAAGCACUUUGGGCAUCCAAAGUCAAGGUCACUUUGGCAUAUUUGGRAAUAACAGAAAUGCCAGAUCUUGCAAUUUUCCAUGUCCAAAUUUUGAGAUAAAACAGGUGUCUUUCCAACAGCUGUGAGAGCUAAGGAACCUAGCAGUACCAUUUCCCCCGCUGUGGAACAGAGACAUGUCCCAGGGGAGAGAACAGGGCCAAGAGCAACUAAAAUUAACUUUGAAAUUGAAGGUCCUGUUUCAGUCAGCUUUCCCACAGAUGUGGAUGUUAGGAAAGCUGGAUUCAACUGCUCAGCCCACUUGAACACAAAAGAGAACAAGUAGUAAAUUACACAUGACUAGCUAAAACAGGCAAUUUAGACAAAAGCUGUGAAGUCUCUUCARGUUGAAUUUAGGAUUCUGGAAAUAGGCUCUUGAACCAGUGAGGCCUCUAUGCCCUUUGUUUUCUCCAGAUGUUGUGACUCAARUCCCUUACUCUCAAAUGAAGGAGUCCUAGGGCCUCCCUUUUCCCUAACAAUGUGACACACAAUGAGGCAGGACAUGGAGAGAUGCCGGUUUCAAUAAACAGAGUUUUGCUUUUUCUGUUCUCCAUGUGGAGAAAGGAGUGACAUAUCAGGUUCUCAGGUAUGUGGUGUCAGGGAGGAUGCCUGAACACAGCUGCUUGCUUACAUAAAGACUGAAUCCCUAAGCACUCCCACGAGGGUUUUUUUUUCUUAACCUCUGUGAGCACCAUGAAUGCCAAAGAAGCCUUCAAGAUGCACUGCACCCUUUCUCACUUCCUCUCUGCCCACAAGAUUAGGUCUUCUAAAUAACUACACCCUUCAUCCACACAAACUAUCUUUAAAUUAGCACACCAAGGGCCAAAAUGUUUUUUUCCACUCAGAAGAAAAUUUCAAAAUUCAGUUUUUCGCAGGGGAUUCAAGUUACUUCCUUGAAUACUUCCUUACUCCUUCCUUGUCAUCACACAAGAUAUUCAACAACUCCAUUUAGAGUCCUUAGAURAGAUCCUUUCCUCGCAGUAGGGUAACACCAAUAUGACUUCACUGGCUUAAAGCUGACUAUUUCCAAGAAGCAGGCACAUCUUGUCACCAAAAGAGAUGAACAAGGCAACUCUUGCUCAAGUGUUCCUGUCUCUCCAUGUGUACAUGUGGAAGAGAAUCUAUAGAAUCUCUUCCUUCGUGAGGUCAUCUUAGCCUAACGUUUACAGAUAAAUUAGCAAGAUUAGCAUUUACYUCAUUCUAGCAUGACACUGGAUUAGAGCUGCAUAUAUAGGAACAAUGUGUGCUUCUAAUCCUUUGAUCUAAAGCCUACCUUUCUUCUCUUCCCUCAAUUGCAUAACUGGUUCAGUUAKUGCAUGCAGGACAGAUUCAGCCUGMUUUAAUUAGAACCUUCUUC